This is a messenger RNA of Mycena indigotica, 1077 nucleotides long. RefSeq lists its product as uncharacterized. NCBI's taxonomy places the organism in Eukaryota, Fungi, Basidiomycota, Agaricomycetes, Agaricales, Mycenaceae. The transcript has 2 exons. Bases 1 to 1077 code for a protein of 358 amino acids. The record is from RefSeq and is a predicted model, not a curated record.
AUGAUUUCUGCGCUAUUCUCCACAAUGGCAUUCUUCAGCAACUUGCGCUUGUUCGAAGCGCAGGGCAUCACAUUCACAACUGCGUCGAUCGACGCACUCUCUUCCCUUUCCGCAUUCUCCCUCGAGCUCAACCACUGCUCAUUACUGCCCCGCCUUUCAAGUUUUCUGUCCGAAUUCCCCGCGGUCAAACUCCCCGUUGUCGACCUCACCCUUGAGAAAAACGGCAGUAGUCGCUGGAGCUAUCCUGGGCGCUGGCUAGCGGUAAUGUCACCGCACGUAUUGCAGGGGCUCUUCAUCCACGACAGGUCUGAGCUGGAGCAGGCCGAAAUUUCCAGAUUCCCGGUCUUCCCUCAUGUGACGCGACUGAAGUUGCCGCUCGACCCUGCAGACCUAGAUGUCAUCCCUUCCCUGCUUGCAACCGCGUUUCCGAGUGUACAAUCACUUGAUAUCGAUUGCGAAGACAGGCGGACUGCGGACUCGGAGAUCUCACACUAUUCCCCGGGACUCCUCUUCCCUCACCUGACGGAGCUGCAGAGCCCCGCAGAAGCGGCAGGCUUUUUUCUCCCGCUGGCCCGACCAAAACGCCUUACGUUGCACUAUUCCGAUGCGGCGCCGCUGCUCCACUCACUCGCCACUCUCCCCCGCGGUCGCCUCGCCCGAACCACACACCUGCAACUGUCGCUGGACGACUGGGCGUCCGGCACCCUGGUGACAGAGAUUUUGAAUCACUUUCCGGCCAUGGAGUCGCUCAAGCUGGAGCUAACAGUGAACGACGACAACGCGACGGGAUCGAUACUUGCGCUCGUAAUGGCGCUCCCGUCGUUCCUCCCGCCUGCGCUCCGCUCCCUCUGGCUGCACGCGGAUGUCUCGGGCGGCUGGGAGAACGACGAGGUGGAUAACGCGGGCAUCCCUGACACCCGCGUCCUGCAUGCACGGCUGGUGGCGCGGUGCCCCGCCCUCCGGGCUGUGGACAUUAAUGUCCCGCUCUUCCGUCUUAAGUGGUCUGAGAGCACCGGAUUCGAGAAGGAGCUCAUGGGCUGGAAGGAUUACGUCUAUGUCGAUGAGCGCGACCUAUAA